GUUCGCGGUGUAAUAGACGGAGCGUGCCGUUAAAAAUGGCGGGAUAUCGUGAAAACGAAAAGUUUCAAACAAACUUUUUAACGUAGUAAAUCGAAACACAAGUUGUGUUUUAUCAAUGAUACUGUAUAUAAAACUGCAUUUUAAUUCAGAGUAAUGUAAAAAGUGUUCGAAUACUUGCCGGGAUGUCGGUUAAUUUGAAGUGGCGGUUACCUGACGUUUUUUGUGUGGUGAUGAAUGUAUGACGGAAUUACGUUUAAUUCGCGGCAAAAGGAAUGGGUGAAUAAGUUCGGCAUUCGUAGGAACUGCAGUUGAGAUGCCUUUCGUGCAGCGCGUUGUGGAUCCGAAGUUUCUCUCGCGGACGAGUUUGCGAGACGAGAAUGGAAGGCCCAAGGUCACGGACGAGGAGCUGCAGGCCGUAACCAACUGCACCCUGAGCAAUGCUCUCCGCCAGCUGGCCUCGCUCGUGCUCCUAGCGGAGGAUAUCUUCAGCGAGCUGACGACGCAGCUCGAGGGAAUCUCCGAAAGAUCCAAACUCGCCAGGACCAAGAUCGAGAAGAUCAACGACAUCGUCGAAAAAUAUGACCCGAAGAAAGUACCAGUCCCGGAGGGCAGCCUGUCAGACUUUGCGCUACGCAAAGUCCACUACACGGCUACGCACACUCUACUGAAAGGGAUUUUCACGCCAGACACACGGCCAGCGAGCUUACGCAACUUAUACGAGAAGGCGACCACAGAUCGCCUAUCACGGUCCAUACUAGACGAGCUGAGACGAGACUCGCAACAUUCCCCAUAUCUUCUCUGUACUCCCGUGCUGACUACAAAAAGAAGAAGGAUCGGCCGCAAAGUUGAUGUGGAAAUCGAAACGCACAUUCCUGCUGUCGUAGAGCAACUUCGAAAAUGGACGUCGAAGGAGGCUAUUGGCGAUGUAACGGCGCUCCCAGACGCUUCCAUGAGGAUCACGAGCUGCGUCACCCUGACUCCAGACGAGCUCUCCGAGUGUGGGUCGGGAGACGACGAACCCAUUGACCACAGGUUGCCCAGCCCCGAAGAACAACUCAGAGUUAUAGCGUCCAAGUUCCCACCGGAACUCGUGGCAAUUGAUACCUCAGGGAAGUUCUUCGACAGAAUGUGUACUUCGCGCAAAUCGCUACACUUAGAUACAAUUACCGGGGAGACUGAUACGGUUAAGAGACGGACGCGAACGAGAAAACCCCGGGGUAAAAGACGCAACACAAUUUCCGGCACUGAUCAGAAAGAGCUUAGAGAGGCUAUUGCUGGCGAUACACCAAAUGCCGUGGCUUCUGAAGAAGUUGAAGAUAAUACUGUCAUAAGAUCGAGGUCUAGUGAUUUGCUUAAGAAGAGCCCGAUAGACCCUAACACGAAGAAAAGUCAUUUUAAUAGCUUAAAGCAAUGGGGUAAGAAUAGAUUAAAACUGAUAGGCCGAUCACCGAGUGCCAGUAGAGAUAGUUUCAAAGAAUCAGCAAAAUGUGAUAAAAAUAAAGAGACGAAAUCCCCAGUUAAGCCCGAAGAGGAGAAAGUACAGGAAACAGUAACAAUGAGGAAGAAACGACCUGGUGAAGAAGAACGUCGAACGCACCAGAGGUGUGCUUCCUAUUCUUCAUCUGAAAAAAGUAUUGGAUUGCCUUCUGCUAUUCAGUCGACCGCAACAGUCAACGUCAAGUUAAGGCCUUCCACUCAAAGAAGAAUAAGACGCUCAGCCAUUGGUAAAGAAGAACCUCAUUCGUCUAGCGGAAACUGGUCAGCAAGUUCCGAAUCAGGGCGAACAAGCAUUGGCUCGGAAAUAACUACAACAACGAUACCGCCAAAAAGUACAACUUCUGCAGGAACGUCUAAUAACUCUCUGAAUUUGCAUCAUGGCCCUCCAAGUUCGAUUAUUAGCAGGAGAAAGUUCCUUAAUACAUCAGGAUCAGGCAGUGUCACAAGUGAGGGGACACUUACUCCCGAUAUUAUUCAUGAUAUGCACGAAGAUUUAGAGACGAGUUCAGAAUUUUCGUGUGAUACUGAAGGGUAUUAUACAUCUUUCCAUAUGGAUUCAGGAUUAAAAACAUUGAAGGAAGAAGAAGUUUCUCCUGGGACACCAAUGCAUACUACGAUAGCUCUGUCUAAUUCUUCCAAUAGCCAAACAGCAGAAAAUGAGUAUGAACUUUUUGGUAAAGGAUCUACAAGCACGACGACUAGUUCAGCCGGAACUGUUUGUACUACUCUUAUGGCUGCAGGAAGUGACAGGUCUUUAGCUAAUGGCCCUACAGUUCCUGAACGUAAAAGCUCUCUUACAAAACCGAUCCGAAAUCGCGGAAACAAUUCGAGCUCAAGUUUAGACCGCAGUAAUAAUUCCUCUUUCUCAAAGUCACCUUUUAGUAGUCUGAGGUAUACUGCUAUGAGAUCAUACGCCGAAAAAUAUAACUCGGCUAAUAUAGAAGCGACAGAAAUACCUACUUCUACUGUAACUAUAACUGGUAAUGUCGGAAAUCAUAAAGAAAUAACAGCUGUCGCUGAAAUCCAUACAGAAACCGAAUUAGAAAGUGCAAAGAAAAGCACAGGUACAAGCUCUCCUGACUCAGGUCACAAUACGUCUAGUUCACCUAUAGAAGAUUCAGUUUCUAGUGCUCAUGGCAAAAAUAGCCUUUCAGAACAAGACUUUUCUGAAUCUUCUGAUCUAGAAGGUACCGACAGAAUUGAAAGAAUAAGAUCUAAGACAACUAUAAAUAGUUCUAGAAUUCCUUCGAUGUGUGUUAUAACACCAACAAAUUCAGACGAUGAAAGCGAGAAUGGUCAACGUGGUCAUGAAAGUAAGAAAUCUCAUAGCUCCAAAACUUGUGAUAAUAAUAAUAAAAUAUCUUGUAGACCGAAAUUGGAAGUGCCUAGUGAUGAAACACAGAAAGAAAUUAAAUCUUACGAAAAUGGGAAAGUAACCAAACCUUUAUCCCAGUUAAAACCAUCGCUUCAUCCAUUCAACAACUUAAUGUGUAAAUUGAAGGGAGUUUUGCCAAAUAAACUUUCGAAUAAAAAAUCGCCCCUGCCUAAAGAAACAGAGACGUUAGAAGAUUUUUAUGACUCAGGAGAUUAUGUAACGAUAGCCGAUGUAAAGAAUAAUAAUCAGAAGUUUAACAUGAAUAGGGCCCCAUAUGCUAAUAAUGACAUAGUAAAGAAAAACUUACAAGCCGUUUUAUCUGGACGGCUUCCAGAAACUGAAUACGUGUCACUAAAUGAAUUGCCUAACAAUUUAAAUGAUUCAAAAGAGUAUAACUUGGACAACAGCUUUGACGAAAAAUCAACUGCAACAUACGAAGAACUACAUAAAAAGGGAGCAAAAGUCACACUAGAUUCAGAGGGUCAAGUGAUUUAUUCAUCCGAUACUUUAAAGAGAAGGAAAGGAGCUCAUACCACUUUUGAACCAGGUCCAUUUGUACAAGAAAUAUGCCCCACAACUACAAUAAUUCAAAGAGAAAAUGCCGAUGUGGUAAAAAUUGUAGACGAAGUGGAUAAUCAAUUACCGUCACCUUCAUCGAGCAAACCAACUUCACCGCAAUUAGGAAAAAUGAUAAUUAAAGCACCUUCACAACCACAUGGACCAAUGACGACCGAAUUCGUUUCUUUACCUCCGCCUAAGCCAAGCACAAUUAUCGCGGCUACACCUGUAACUACCACACAAAUAUCAAACGUAUCACCAACUGUUGCAGUCACUAAAACUAAACAAGAUAUUCCUAGAGUUGUAGAAGCUAUGACCAGAUCUGGUGCCUAUGUAAAUAUACACGACGCAGAUGGUGUCAGCUUAUCACCGACGAAAGAUGAUAACGCAGUGAACGAGAAUGCUUCCAAUGGUUGCGACUUUGUUAACUACAAGUCCUUCGAAGACUAUCGACAUUCCAGUGCUGACAGAGGCGUGCUAAUUAGAACCCAAGAACUAGUCCAAGUUCCAAAUAAACCUGAAUAUAAUGCUGCAAAUUCCUAUCAACAGCGCUAUUAUACCACACAGAGAGGAAAACAUGGGACACUUAAUCAUCGUAGCACUACGGAUACGCUACAAAAUUCACAACCAAAGUUUUGGACGCUUCCAAAGAGAACCACUUUCGAACAAGUUCAACAGCUCCCGAUAUACCAAAAUAGCAGUUAUAAUCUCACUGAACCAGAUCGCGACUUCGCACGAAAGACUGACGAAUCUAUUAAGAUAUCCCCCAUAGAUCCACGGACGGCUACAAAUUUCAAAUCUUCGACACCAACUAACAAAGAGAAUGUGGUAGAUUUAUCUUCGAAGCUUCUCUCGCCUGUCAAAUCCACAAUGACCAAUGAGGAGUUAUACGCAGUGAUACAUAAAAGCAAAAAGAAGUUAAAUAUUAAGGAAACUCCAGAAAGAGCAGAAUCUCCUUCGAUAUCCAUUAGAAGCCUAUCACCGGUGACAUCUGAAACAGCAGUAUACAACAAGGGCACCCAACGUCAUCCUGAAACGGGAUAUUUAGGAGACGCUAGAAACAAAAUAAAUUGGCUACACACCGAUAGACAAGGCGUUUGUAUGUCGCCAACUAAUAAUAUUGGCUUGCAAAAGCAGGAAACCACUUGCGCCGAUCGCUUCGGCCCCUUGCCUCAGACUUCCAGACUCGAUUUUAAAAGGCUGCUCCUACAACAUAGUGUCAAGCUCAAUACGAUGAACGUGCAACAGAAAACAAAUAAAUUAUCAGCCGUAGAACAACUGAAAUUGUCGAAAGAAAAAGCACAAGUACCAGUGACACCUCCGAGCAACAAGUCCCAUGUUAACAUUCUCGAUUUGAGCGGAUCGCCAAAAACAUACGCUCACAGAAAAGUCAUGAAAACAAAUAACCAGCCAGUCUCUCCUGGUAGAGCCAACGCUUUAGUCAAGGAGCAUAAAAACUCUACCAAAAUUCUACUUUCACCCAAGUCUCAGUGGCGAUUCGCUAGCCCACGAUCCGAUGUAUUGUCCACUCCGAUACCCGAAGCGAACAACGAAGACGAAUCGAAUAGUUCCGGUGAAAAAUGUGAUACGAAUCCCGAUAGCCCACCGAAUAAAACAGUUCCUAUAGUGACGAAUCAACAUUUUGGCGCAAGAAGAAAUCUUAUUCCCAUAACCGAACUAAAUUUAAAGCAAGAUCGUAAUUCCUCCGGUUCUAUUGAGCAGGGGGUGUUUCCUCUUGGUGCAGACUAUCCGAAAACCGGGUUGUCCCGAUCUGAAAUAAUACAAGCGAAGCGUGCAGAAUUUUUCAAUAGUCCACCAGAGCCUUCCCCUCCUAGAUUGACUUCGUUUAAGUCUCCAUCGAAUUCAGUGUCCAAAGGCAGAUCGUCACCUGAAAAGGGGAAAAUUUCGCCUACAACUUUGGAGACCGCCUUAUGAUGGUUUAAAUAAUUGAAUUCUAAUUUCUAUUAUCUAGAGCGGUGCUUUAACUAAUUCCCCUAAUCUUAUCCGUGUGUACAUACAUUGUGGUCAAUGAAAUUUAUAGAAGCUUCAUUCUAGUCCUUUCUAACUUAUUUGUGUGCCAUUUAUGCUGGCAUUCAUUGUAAAUAUUAAAUCCAUUCCUCUCUAUCUUUAUACAUUUGUAUUUUAAUAUUAUAUUUCUGCUUACGUUGCUCUUUUGGGCCAAUCUUGGUUUUUAAAAUUAAGAUUAGUCUUACACUGUAGUUACAAACUAGUGUUAAGUAUUU
Molecule: messenger RNA, 5673 nt
Organism: Aricia agestis (brown argus)
Lineage: Eukaryota; Metazoa; Arthropoda; Insecta; Lepidoptera; Lycaenidae
Gene: gukh
Exons: 8
Coding region: 314-5365 (1683 amino acids)
Biological process (GO): cell differentiation
Source: RefSeq, a predicted model, not a curated record